GCCAGAAACACACAUGGAUACCGUGGAAGUCUUGCAAGUGGAUCGCAAAGAUGCACAUAUCAAUCUGGAAUUCGGGCUUAAAGCCAGAAUUGCAGGAAUGCAACACGUGUUGCAGAGGACUCUUUCACUGCCCUCUGUGCCCCACUUUCAGCCCUACUGUCAGGGCAAAGAUUGACGAGCAUCUAAGUGUGCAUAUAAAAAAUGCUUUGCAUUUUAACGAUAAAAUGAUAUGCCGGUGCAGGCUGUCUUGUAGGACAACAGGACACUUUCACUGCCCUGUCUGUAAGAUUACAAUCAUACGGCGUGGGGAUAUGGCAAGGCAUUUAUUGUCUUGCCAGCAUUCUUCAAUGCCAAGUCAGCCACCAUUAUCAGGACUGCUCCCCGCUGAACUCUCUGAGGAGACCCGUAUUCCUCCGGCAGUACUCUUCGAGGAGCCCCGUCUCCCCCCCAAGGUUUUGUCUUCGGUAUCUGAACCAUUUUCUGAAUCUUUGUUAGAACAUUCAUAUGCUCUACCCUCUGUGUUCAAUAAAAUUGCAGCUGAUGGAAAGUCCAUGAAAAUGACAUGCCCUCACUGUGGCCUUACUCUUCGUACAAAAAACUACAAGGCUCACAUGAUGAGGAGGCACUCCAACCAAUCAAUAGAUGUUUGCCUGGCCAGUCAUCUGCAGUGUGUUUGUGUAGAUGAAACUACAGGGUUAUUUGCUGUGCAGAGAAUGGCCAUGGGUUUUCUGUGCCAGUUCACGUUCAGAGGAAAACAUGGGGGAUGUCUCACAAUAUCAGAUGUGAGCUGGAGGAAUGUCAGCAAUACCAGUUGCUGGCCCAGCGGAGCGGACUAGGCUUCAGUUUAUGUGAGCACCUUCGCUCACUAGAUUACUGCCGAGAAACUGUAAAGGAGGUUUUUCUUCAAGAGCACAUUGUGAUGGAAAUGGUGGACCUUAAAUUUUUUGGAGAGGCCAAAGCUGCUACAUGCAUAAAGAGACAGAAAGCUGCCCAGAUGGCACAUGCUCCACUUUGUGUGAGGGUGGAUUUUGGUGGAUCCUCAACACAGAUCUGUUUGUCUGUAUUUGAGCCGGAAAUACACAGUUUCUGCCGUCUUGGCAGAAUAUUUGUGACUUACAAUGCUCUGAGGAACACCUGGCAUUGUGCUUGUGCAAAGCCACGAUUAUCAUGUCCUCAUAAAAGCAUAGCUAAAUGGCAUCUCUUCCAGACACAGAGAGACAUCUUCAAAUCAACUGUACCACUAUCAUCAGGCACCCCAUCACAGAUGACUCAGGAGAGUUCUUCCUUUGAGGACAAUGCUGCCGUCGAAAGGAGUAUACGCUAUAUUUUUAAAGAGAAAAAAAUUCCUGGAUCUCUUCCAGAAAAUGUCAUCUCACAGAAAAUGGAUCAUCAGAAACAGCUCUUUCCAUGUGAAACGUUGUGCCAGGUGUGCCCAGAGCACCCAAAACUUGAUGAGGCUGUUGUAAUUACCAAUAAAGCGAGGAUUGUCAGCAUGAUGGGAGUGACUGAGAAUGUUUCAACACACCAUAGAUCGUGUCCUCAGUGCCACAUGGUCUACAGAUACCAGGAGUGGACGGAUGAGCUUCACAACUUUGACAACCACGUUGUUUUGUCUCUUGAACUCUGCCUUUUUUUGAGAGAAAAUCUGCAGAACCAUGUAUCCGCUUCAAGGGUCAUUGACUCAUUGGAGGGCUUAAGAAGAGUGAAGUUUCCUUCUAGGGAUACCAUUUUUCAUGCUUAUUGCCAUUUUGAGGCUUUGACUGACGCAGAAUACAUGUACUCCUGCAUAAACUGUGGGUUUCACCCCCCUGUGGUAGUUAUGGACUUACACAGAAAAGGGGUGUUCAAGUUAGCAGUGAGUGACCUCAAAGCCCCGGAAGACUUCAAUGGUGAACAUGACAUUGAAGGUUUUUGGAACUCUAUUCACCUGGAAAUGAUAAGCCGUGGGUUUUUUCCAAGCGGCGUGAAGAAUCCAUUUUCAGUUCCACCAAGUUACAUGCACUGGGCACCAUGGAUCGGGAGUGAAACUCGAACAAGUGACAUUGUGCUCAACACAGAGUUUCAAAAAGUAGGAACAAGCUCUUCACAUGAAGCAAAGCUUAGCAGUGUCACAGAAGACCGUCUGUUGGAUGAACUCGCCAAACAAAAGGUUGGAGUGGUGAGAAAAUUGUGUAAAGCAUGCAACAUCGACUCCAAAGGCUCCCGCUUUGAUCUCAUCACCAGACUGAGGGAGAAGAUGAAGAGCAGGCAUGAUAAGGUCUUUCAAAGCAUAUGGGGUGCCUCUGGAGGAUGGUCUGUAAUACUAUGGCCACAUGGCAUUGUAUACAGUGUUAAAUUUAAUCUUCGUGCUAAAAGUCCCCGGGAUUUUGCUGACCUUCUCCUGUCCUGGAAGCACAUGCCAAAUGUCUGUGUUUACGAUUUUGCGAGGGGUUUGGCGGCACACACCAAUUUGUGGGUUCCUGAUAAACUGCUAUUUCAUCCACAUGAAGGCCGACUGGCUGAGCCCACUGAGGAAAAUGUCAAGGCUGCACAGGAUGGAAGCCUGAAAGUGAAUCUUCCAUGGCUACAUGAAAGGAUGGAUAGUGUAAAUGAAAAUCCUCAUCCUGUCACUGGAUCAUCUGACCAUUAUGUCCUGUAUGACAGAUUUCAUGAGGGAAAUACAAAAGAUCCCAAGGACAUAUUACGCAGAAUUCAACUUGUCCCAGAGCUGAAAGGCUGGCUGAACAGUCAAGUUGUUGAACAGUUCUUUGCAAACAUGAGGAAAAGCAAUUACUUUUUAAGUAAUAUGAGUCCAUCUACACAUGUGUUUUUGAUGAGAAAUAUAACUCAUCAUUAUAACACUGUCACCAACAAGAAACUUCUGGAGAGGCAGCUAAGACAUGGUCGACUUGGAAAGAUCAAUAUCUCAUUGUCGGCACUGGGUCAAGCUGUCGUAGCCCCACAGGUGUGCAAUAAACCCAGAGAAACCACAGAAACGGUGUUGAACCCAGCACCUUCAAUGUCUGAACCUCAGGUAAGAGUUGACAACAAGAAAGCCAAUAGAAGGUCAACAGAUGGAACUUUUCCUGACCUGUGUGGACCACCGUGCGAAGUUCUGACAAAGCCUGAGAACAUUUUGGCCAGCCGUUCAUCAUGGUGUUUUGUACCGCACGCUGGCCAACAACAGCUUGUAUGUUAA
Molecule: messenger RNA, 3178 nt
Organism: Oreochromis aureus
Lineage: Eukaryota; Metazoa; Chordata; Actinopteri; Cichliformes; Cichlidae
Exons: 11
Coding region: 764-3178 (804 amino acids)
Source: RefSeq, a predicted model, not a curated record